GGCCGAGCCCGGCGCAGCUCCGCGGCCGUGGCGGUCGCGGAUUAUAAGGGACCGCUCUCUCCGCCCCCGGCGGAGUCUCCCUCCGCCCCCGCCCGCGCUCCCCACCCCUUCCUCCGGCCGCGGGGAGAAGGGCAUGGAGUUGGCGGGAGCCUAUAAAAGCCCCUGAGAGCGCGCCGGGGCCACGGCGCUGCGACAGCCUCCGCGGACGCAGCCGGGCCGCGCACCAUGUCCCACCACUGGGGAUACGGCAGCCAGGACGGACCCGCUCACUGGCACGAACACUUCCCCAUCGCCAAUGGAGAGCGCCAGUCCCCUAUUGCCAUUAGCAGCAAGUCCGCCAAGUACGACGCCGCGCUGAAGCCGCUCAGCUUCGGUUACGAUGCCGGCACGGCUAGGAACAUAGUCAACAACGGGCACUCCUUCAACGUGGAGUUUGAUGACUCUUCCGACAAGUCAGUGCUGCAAGGAGGAGCGCUGGAUGGAGUCUACAGGCUGGCACAGUUUCAUAUUCACUGGGGAUCCUGUGAGGGCCAAGGGUCUGAGCACACUGUGGAUGGUGUGAAGUAUGAUGCAGAGCUCCAUAUUGUUCACUGGAACGUAAAAUAUGGUAAAUUUGCUGAAGCUGUGAAGCAUCCUGAUGGUUUGGCUGUGGUAGGCAUCUUCAUGAAGGUAGGAAAUGCCAGGCCUGAAAUACAGAAAGUUGUGGAUGCUCUGAACUCCAUUCAAACCAAGGGAAAGCAAGCUUCCUUCACAAACUUCGACCCCACUGGACUGCUUCCUGCAUGCAGAGACUAUUGGACGUACCCUGGCUCACUGACCACUCCCCCACUGCUUGAAUGUGUGAUCUGGCACGUUCUGAAGGAGCCCAUCACUGUCAGCCCCGAGCAGAUGUGCAAACUCCGUGGCCUUUGCUUCAGUGCUGAGAAUGAGCCCGUGUGCCAUAUGGUGGACAACUGGCGCCCAUGUCAGCCUUUGAAGAGCAGAGAAGUCAGAGCUUCCUUCCAGUAACCUCAGAGCCAAGCGUGUUAGAAAUUGCUGUGUUUGCGAGGAGCCCCUUUUGCUAAGCACAAAUCAAACCUUUGCCAUGUGUGCCCUGGCAACAUCUUGUCUCCCAGAUCCAUUCUUUCUUUCGCUCUGCAUCUAAAAUGCCAGCUAAUGAAAUGUGAAAGGCUCUUGGCCAAAUAGGAAAGGGUUCUUAAGGCGUGGGGUUGGGGGAGGCAUGGGGGUGUGGUGGCUGUGUGCAUUUUGGUGACUAUUACUGUGAUUGACACUUUGGUAUAACAGUAUGUUGGCUACUUGGGAGGGGAUAUGGUCAUAGCAAAAUAAGCCAUUUUAAGAAACCUCAUCCACUGGUGUGAUAGUACACAUAACUAACGAUAACUUGAAGCUUUGUGAAAAGCACAGGAAUACAGAAUCUAGGUAUGAUUUAGGAAUAAAAGUAUUUUGAGAAAGUAAAGCAAAAUGAAUAUUGAGAAUUAGACUUCUUAGAUUUUAAGAAACUGACAUGUAAAUAUUUUUAAGACCGUUUUACAUUUUUACCCAUGCUACUAUCAAUAACUUUGAUUAUGUCUUAAUGGUAGUGUUGGAUUUUUUUAAUUAAAAAUGUCCUAAAUUAAGUGUUAUCUUUAAAAGUUGUUAUUACCAUAGAAAUAAUGCAAAAUAUCUUUUCAUUGAAAUAAUAUAUGCUCUAAUUUAAAGAGGAAAAUAAUAUUGUAUUUUAGAUAACUUCUCUAAUAAAGCUAUACUUCUA
Molecule: messenger RNA, 1750 nt
Organism: Haliaeetus leucocephalus (bald eagle)
Lineage: Eukaryota; Metazoa; Chordata; Aves; Accipitriformes; Accipitridae
Gene: CA2
Product: carbonic anhydrase II
Exons: 7
Coding region: 226-1008 (260 amino acids)
Cellular component (GO): cytoplasm
Molecular function (GO): zinc ion binding; carbonate dehydratase activity
Source: RefSeq, a predicted model, not a curated record